Molecule: messenger RNA, 450 nt
Organism: Numida meleagris (helmeted guineafowl)
Lineage: Eukaryota; Metazoa; Chordata; Aves; Galliformes; Numididae
Gene: UBE2S
Product: ubiquitin conjugating enzyme E2 S
Source: RefSeq, a predicted model, not a curated record
AUGGAGCCCCACAGUGGAGUGUGGCAGACCUCCAACGUGGAGAACCUACCCCCCCACACCCUGCACCUACUCUACAAGGAGGUGUCCACACUGACGUCGGACCCCCCAGCAAUCAAAGUCUUCCCCAGUGAGGAGGACGUCACCAAUGUGCAGGUCACCAUUGAGGGCCCCGAGGGCAUGCUGUACGCAGGGGGGCUAUUGCAGAUGAAGCUGGUGCUGGGGAAGGAAUUCCCAUCAUCCCCCCACUAUGGGUUUUUCCUGACCAAGAUCUUCCACCCCAACAUGGGGCCCAGCAGGGAGAUGUGCAUCAACGUCCUCAAGAGGGACUGGAGCCCCAAGCUGGGGCUGCGGCACAUGCUGCUGACCAUCCACUGCCUCUGCUUAAGGCAGAUGUCCAUGAAUCUCUAUUUUCAUUACAAUUUUAUUUUCUUUUAUUUUCAUCACAACUGA